GCAACAGCUUUUAACUGUUAGGUGUCUGGUUCCUCCAGCAGCAGCUGCCCCUAGGGUCCUGCUCAGAGGGAACUAAAGAGGGAGAUGUUACGACCCCGAGGAUGAAGGACACCUCUGGCCACCCUGCUCCAGCCCGCUAGGACCCCCCCCCCCACUCUCUCUCGCAUGGCCUGGACCGGGACCCUGCCGGGCCUGACUCUGCUGCUACCUCUGCUCUUACCGCCCUGGACACCCACCAGAGCCACCAAUGAGAUGACCGAGAUGCCUGAGAUGACCGUGUGGGCACCCAUAGAGGUGCACGGCCGCCUGGGCGACAUAGUGAAGCUGCCCUGUGAGCUGCAAUUUCGGGGGUCCGGCACCCCGAAAGUGACGCAGGUAACGUGGACGCGGCGGGCACCGUCGGGUGAAUCCAGCGUCCUGGCAGCCCUCCACCCGCUGUCCAGGCCCAGCAUCUCAGAACGCGGCCACGUGGAAUUCGCGUCCGAAUGGUGGGGCCCAAAGCUACGGGACGCUUCGCUGCUGGUUCGCGGGCUGCAGCCGGAGGACGAGGCCAACUACACGUGCGAGGUGACCAUGGCCCAUGGCGGGACCAGGAGCGCGGCCUUCUGGCUUCGGGUGUUCUAUGCCCCCCAGGUCUCCAUCUCUCUCUAUGAUGACAUCGGGCAGCAGAGCCACAGGGAGACCAGCCUGACCUGUGACGCCCGCAGCAACCCGGAGCCCAAGAGCUAUAAUUGGAGCACGACCAUGGGCCCCCUGCCCCCCUGUGCUGUACCCCAGGGCUCCCGGCUCCUGAUCCAGCCCACUGAGGAGUCCAUCAACACGACCUUCAUCUGCUGUGUCUCCAAUGCCCUGGGGACAGGCCAGGCAGCCAUGAGAGUCCAGCUCCCAGGAUCUCCCCAGGAACUGUCACCCUCACUCUCGGCUCUUUGGAUCAGCCUCUGCAUUUCAGGAAUCGUGGUUGUGGCUGUGCUGGUGGCCCUGGUUUAUUCCUGGGGUCGGAGACAGUCCCGUCAGGACCCCCACAGCGCCCCUGAUCACAGGCCUGUCUCCUAUGCAGCUGUGCAGAGUGAAGCCGGCACUUCCCAGGAUCCACCAACAGAGGACAAAGAUGGACCAACCUAGAGAUGCUGGAGCAGGGGCAGAUGCUAAGAUCCUCAAAAAAGUAUUAGCAAAUAGAACCCAGCAAUUCAUCAAAAAGAUUAUACGUCAUGACCAAGUGGGUUCAUGCCAAGGAUGCACGGAUGGUUUAACAUUUGCAAGUCAAUCAACAUAAUUAAUCAGAUCAAUAAAAGAAAGGACAAAAACCAUAUGAUCAGAUCAAUAGAUGCAGAGAAAGCAUUUGAUAAGAUCCAGCACCCAUUUAUGAUGAAAACUCUCACCAAAAUGGGAAUUGAAGGAACUCAAUUAGUCAAAGCCAUCUACUACAAUUCUACAGCAAGCAUCCUCAACUGGAAAAAACUAAGAGCCUUCCUUCUAAGAUCAGGGACAAGAUAAGUAUUCUCACUCUCACCACUAUUAUUCAAUAUAGUACUGGUAGUACUAGAAAUAGCAGUCAGGCAAGAAAAAGACGUUAAGGGCAUCCAAAUAGGAAAGGAAGAAAUCAAAUUGUCACUAUUUGCAGAUGACAUGAUACUAUAUUUAGAGAAAAUUUCUCAAAGAAGAAAUUAGAAUGGCCAAAAGGCACAUGAAAAAAUGCUCUUCAUCACUAAUAAUCAGGGAGACACAGAUCAAAACAACUAUGAGAUUGUCACCUCACACCAAAGAGACUGGCACACAUCCAA
This is a messenger RNA of Sorex araneus (European shrew), 1781 nucleotides long. RefSeq names its product poliovirus receptor homolog. Gene Ontology annotation, molecular function: cell adhesion molecule binding. The transcript is spliced from 8 exons. Bases 166 to 1122 code for a protein of 318 amino acids. Gene Ontology annotation, biological process: acrosome assembly; establishment of mitochondrion localization; coreceptor-mediated virion attachment to host cell. Lineage: Eukaryota; Metazoa; Chordata; Mammalia; Eulipotyphla; Soricidae. Gene Ontology annotation, cellular component: apical junction complex; extracellular exosome; plasma membrane. The record is from RefSeq and is a predicted model, not a curated record.